AUGGCACUCAAUCAGGAACCUCGUCAGACAACUAGUAAUCUCGGACAUUUACAGAAGCCAAGCAUCCAGGCCUUAAUUCACGGCCUUAAUCGACAUUACUACUCAAUUCCGAUAGCUUACCGAACCCAUGAUUUGGAGCAGAAGAUGCUGUUGAAUCUAAACAAACAGUCUUGGAUGGAUUCUUUAGCUGUAAGAAAUUAUACCAGCUGCAGUGAAAAAAAUAAGGAAAGCAUGCAAGCAAUGUUUAAACUCGCGAAGAUGUACAAAAAGGCUUUGGAAGACGAAGAAAAAAUGACUGACGAAGAGCUGGCUAUAAAAAAUGUGGGAAAACAAGACCCCAAAAGGCAUCUUGGAGAGGAGGUCACAAGGAUGUUGAGUGAUAAUAUUGUUCAGAAUCUUGCUGGGAUGAUGGAUACUACUUCAUUCCAAUAA
Molecule: messenger RNA, 432 nt
Organism: Strongylus vulgaris
Lineage: Eukaryota; Metazoa; Nematoda; Chromadorea; Rhabditida; Strongylidae
Source: the annotation of a GenBank genome assembly